CUCGGGCACGGGACAGCGCGGGGUCGGGGCCCAGGGUUCUUCCCUGGGGUCUCGGGGCCGGCGCUGACACCCGCUGUGAGCCGAAGGGCCCGGGUGGCCUGGCCGGGGGGAGGCGGUGGAGCCCAGCUAAGGAAAACCGGGAUUUAAUGGUUUUUGCAUGACUCGUACCGCGCCUAAACCCGAGGGCAGCUCGGCCAGCCGCUGCCAGCCCGGCUGGCUCAGCUCCCGCGCCGCUCCCGGCUUUGCUGUGGUUAAUCUCUUUUCCUGGUGGAGCUCUGUAGCCGGUCUCCCAGCAGCUGUGCACGCAUAUAAUUAACUGCAUAAAAUCCAUUAACAAGCAGCUCUGCAGAAUAGUUCCUAAAUGUGUUUUCUAUAAGUGGAUAAUUGUAACUUCUCUUUAUUUUUUAGUUUGCUGUUGUCCCACAUACAAUAUAAAUUAUCAUUUUAGUUGCUGACAAUAUUAAUACCUAAUAGUGUUUGUUCCUAAGGCUCUAAUGCUUUUUAUUUUUAACAAGGCUAAGUUUGUUCAUACAAUGGAUACACACAUCAGGAAAACGGCAUGGUUGUUGGACAAUGAUCAAUAUUUGGAAAAAAUUGGGUUGACAGAAUUCCAUCUACAGGGUGAUCAUCCACCAUGGCAGGAUUUUGCUGUGCCUCAUCUAGGACCAGAUAAUGGAUUGCUGGGAACACAUAGCAGCAAGACACAAGAUGUGCUGAAAGGACAAAUGAAGAAAACACAGUCUCAAAAGGUGCAAACAACAGAAGAAUGGAUAAGAAACUACAGUUUGGAAUCCUUGCAAUUAACAUUAGAGUAUCUGUGCUCCAGGAAUUCAGGAAAUGGUGGUGGAGUGAUGGAGUUUACAGAGGAGACUCUUACUGAUUUUGAAUCCAGACUUUCUGAAGUGAUUGAGCUCUAUCAGCACCGAAUUCAGUGGCUCUUGCAGGACAGCAGAAAGGUGUUCGGUGUUAUAAAAGGAACUAAAGUCGGACUUUUGGUUGAUGUGUCUCAUUUGAGUUAUGGACCUCGACUAUUGGAUUUUCAAAAGAACCUUUUGUGCUUAAUAGAUGAGCAGCUUUGUUAUAAGAAGGAAUUGUACUGCCUCUCAUUCAGUACAGAAAUUUCUCCACUGUGGGAGAGUCCAAAAACCAUCAAUGUUCAUGUGCUACAUGAAGCAAGACAGUGGGUACAAGAGCUGGAGCCUGGUCAAGGCUGCAAUUUGCUGAAAGCCUUAAGGCAUGUCCUUCCAAUGAGAGAACUGAAUUCCUUGGUUCUUAUUGUAGGAAGCUGCCCUGAUCAGUCUUUUGAAAUACUGUGUGAUUAUGCUCAGCAGUGUAUGCUGGGGAGAAAAGUGCAGAUUCACACUGUUACAUAUGAUUGCAGCAACCCUGCUUCCCUUGCAGUUCUGAAGAAUCUUGCAGAAGCUGUAAGAGGCCGUUAUCAUUGCUACUCUUCCAAGGAAGAGAAUUUUGAUAGCAGUGAUUUUCAUCUGCUACUUCAGGAAUCCCAGAAGGCUAAGGACCUACUCAAGAGCAUCAAAGAGAGUUUUUCCAGAGUUGGUGGGUUGCUUGGUAGUAAAAGAGCAGAUGUUUCCACAGCAUUUGCAAAUACAGCACCUUCUAGCUUCUUCCCAAAGCCUCCAAAGCACAAAGCACCACUGGUUAUUCAAACACCAGGCAUCCUGUGCAAAACCUCAGCAGACUGGUUAAAGACAUAUGGAUUGAAAGCUAAAAAGUUAGACCUUUAUCAAGUUCUGGCUCCCAACGCUUUCUCUCCAGUGGAAGAUUUUGUACCUAUUCUUAAAAAAACAGUAUCAUCAACUCUGCAUGAGAAAGUGAUGAUGCAGUUUGAGUGGUAUGAUGGAACUGUAAAACAUAUCCAUGUUGACCUGCCACUAUUGUACAACUAUCAGAAACUCCUUGCUAAAAUGGUAGGAAUUUAUGAGAAACGAAUUGACUGGCUAUCUGUUGCUAGUAGAAGAGUAUGGGGAAGUGUUUGUGAAAGAAGGGUGGUUGUACUUGUUGAUAUAUCAGUGACAAACUCUACCUACAUCUCUCAUAUCCAACACUGUUUGCGACUUUUACUCGAGGAACAAAUGUCAAAUAAGGAUUGCUUCAAUAUUAUAGCAUUUGGGAGUGACAUUGUGCCUUGGCAGCAGGAACUGUGUCCUUCCCAACCAGAAAACUUAGAAAAGGCUUGGAGGUGGGUGUUGAGCUUGGAGUGCAAGGGCAGUAGAAAUUUCAUGAGUGCACUCAGAAGAGCUGUGGAGGUUGACUUCAAAGACAGUGAUAAACACAAAUCACAGGGACUCUACCUGCUGACUACUGGAAUACCUGAUCAGGAAACACACACAAUCAGUGCUUACGUGGCUGAGGCGUGCAGAGGUUUGGAUUUGCAGCUCCAUGUCUGUCUGUUCAGUGUAACAGAGGGCACUGACUGCAGUGCGGUUAUUCCAGCCCGCUAUGCCAACCCCAGGGAAACUGCCAAUGCCUUUAAAGACAUUGCACAGGCAGCCAGUGGGAGGUUUCACUGGUUUGGAGAAGCAGGUAUUUUUGAAAGUGAUGAUAUUACCAGUAUUAUAUCUGAAAUGGAAAAAGCAAAGAACUACUCCCAAAAGUGUGCAUUCCUGGUGGAGUCCUUAAAGCAACGCUCUGUAAAUCAGUCUGUGAAACCCCUCACAGCAGGAGACUCAAAUGUGCUUAUAAAGAAUGAGAAAAAAAAGCCACAGAAGGUGCCAUCUCCUAAAGCCACAGCUGUGCUUAAGGAUGUUAAAGACAACCAUGGUGCAGAGGGAAAUACUCCUGUAAGAGUACUGGCAUGGCGUCCUCCCAGUGCCAAAGCAGGAAUUCCACCAGCACAAACAAUUAAAGAAUGGCCUCAGACUGAGAAUAAAGGAAAGCACAAACCCAGGAAGCAGCCAGAGCUUUCUGUGUCUGUAUUUUACACUGAAGAAGGAAGAAAUGUGGGUACAAUAUAUCAGAGGUAUCCAAAGGCAGUGUGUGUAACAAAAUCUGUUUGCUCUGUCAAAUUGCCAGAGGAAGAGGAAAUCUGUUCAAGCAAAGAGUGGCUGACCAAGUACAGUAUUAAAAAGCUUAAACUGGAAUUGCCCAGACUGAUGUUUGCUCCAAGCUGUACCCACCAGAAGACAACUGUGGAGUGUCUGCACAAGAAAGUAUCAGCAAAAUACUGUUCUAUCUUCCCCAGUGCAGAAAUCAAUGGGGUUGUGAAACAUCUGCAGUUUCAGCCUAGAGAACUGGAAGCCUUCACAGAGCAGCUGGAGAAGGUGCUGCAGCGCUAUAUCCAGAGAGUGCAGUGGCUGCUCUCAGGAAGCCGAAGAUGGUUUGGUACCAUUUUAGAAGCAAAUGUCUGUGUUUUGAUUGAUACAUCUGGCUCCAUGGGCCCAUAUUUGUCAUCUGUCACAAAAGAACUUACCUCCCUUAUCUGGGAACAGCUAAGAAAAAACGAAGUCAGGUUUAACCUGCUGAGAUUUGCAGAAAAUACUGAGAGUUGGAAAGAGCAUCUGGUAGAGGCAACUGAUGAGAACUGCCAUGGUGCUGUGCAGUGGGCUUCCACGUGCCAUGCUCAUGGGAACUCCUGCAUCCUUGCAGCUUUACAGAAGGCUCUCAGUUUCCAAGGUGUGGAGGCACUGUAUCUAUUGACUGAUGGAAAACCAGACACCAGUUGCAGUCUGAUUUUGAAAGAAGUUGAAAGAUUGAUAAAGAAACAAGAUAUUAAAAUCCACACCAUUUGUUUUAGCUGUGCAGACAGAGGAGCUGUUGAAUUCCUGAAGAAGCUUGCUUCCCAAACAGGAGGGCGCUUCCACUGCAGUUCUGGAGGUGAAGAUGGACAAUUAGCAGCACACAGAAUAUUGACAGAGGGGAUGGAUGAUGAAGAUAAUCCAGUUUUCCCUUACUUUGAAGGAGAUGAUUUAAAUAAACUUACUCAAGAAGUAGCAAAAGCUAGAAGUUUCUUAAAGCAGGCAAAAUCUUGGAGAUUAUUGCUUGAAAAAUGGAACACAAACCGAAAAGGCAACUCUGGCUUCCAAAACAGAGUUCAGGUAAACAUGUGUUCACAUCUUCAAGCAGAAAGAAAGAUGAUUUUUUUCUUUGUUGUCACAACUGUUGGCAAGACAAGAAGUUGCAGGUGAUCAGUGCUGCACUCAACUCCACUUGCAGAUUUUUCAGGAUUCAAAGUAAAUUAAGCCCUGAACUCUACAAAGUUUAAAAAUAAGUAGAGAAUAGUUUUCAAUAUAGCUAAUAGAAAUUUUAAAAGUGUAUGUAUCAGUAGUGAUACAGGAUCACAACUUUUAUUUCUCUUUUACUGCAUUGUAUUUAUAAUUUCUUCAAUUAGUUGCUGGUGUGUCUAAAUUGUCUUUUUUGUCUGUUGGUUUGAGAAUUCUUUGCUGGUGCUUAUUAUCCCUGACAGAUGGGACAUAUGGCUGUGAUGUCAGGAAGGGAAUUCUUUAUGCCAGUUUUGCAUAGAAAGUCCAAGAAAUACCCUUAGUGCAGAAACCAAAGCCUGUAAUUCAUGGUUUUAUAGAGAGAAGUUUUUGCUAAUAAUUAUUUUGACUCUUCACUUUUUGUGUUGGCAAUAAAGAAAGAUUUAGAGCUGAUGGUACAGGAGUGAUGAGACAUGCAAGAAAGUAAUACCCUGUUGCUGAUGUAGCCUGGUUGUGUUUUUAUAACCAGACACUGCCUCUCUUCUGAGCAAUUCUGUUCUUAUAUAUUUCCUGUUUGGAAAGAUUAAAAAUAUAUUUGCCAUAUCAGCUGAUUUGUGAAAUAUACUUGUUUUUUACUGAUUUCUGGAAUGACAGCUCACUGGUAUUUUGUAGAUGUUCACUGUUGUCUUUUAGAGGGUUAGAAAAUCAUCUCCUGUGUUUAAUAUAUGUAAUAUAAUAAAAAUUGAUUCAUACUUCAAAAUUAA
This is a messenger RNA of Passer domesticus (house sparrow), 4921 nucleotides long. RefSeq names its product von Willebrand factor A domain containing 3A (gene VWA3A). The record is from RefSeq and is a predicted model, not a curated record. The transcript is spliced from 33 exons. Lineage: Eukaryota; Metazoa; Chordata; Aves; Passeriformes; Passeridae. Bases 495 to 4145 code for a protein of 1216 amino acids.